Molecule: messenger RNA, 2935 nt
Organism: Argiope bruennichi
Lineage: Eukaryota; Metazoa; Arthropoda; Arachnida; Araneae; Araneidae
Exons: 3
Coding region: 122-2245 (707 amino acids)
Molecular function (GO): DNA binding
Source: RefSeq, a predicted model, not a curated record
UAGCAACGAUUGUUAAUUUUUCACCUAAAAAUUAGUAUAUGAUAAAAAUUAUGAGUCACAUUUUUCUCUUUAUUUAACUAUAAUAUAAAUUAAAUUAUUUAAAACUUUUACCUGAUUAAAUAUGGGGAAAGACAAAGAAAAAGCUGUUUGUUGUCAUUGUGAGAAACAAUUUACAAAAACUUCCAAUAUGUAUCAACAUAUUCGUGAAGUUCACGGCGUGGAACCUGUUAAUUUCGGCCGUCUCAAAUGUCCAGGGUGUGGUAGUAAUUUCCCGAAUUACGAAUGCAUACGAAAUCAUAUAACAAAGCAGCAUAAUGUCAAAUGCGAGCUAGAAGAGCACCUAUUUUCGAAUGAAAAAGAUUUUUAUGAGUGGAAACGAAAAAUUGAAGACGAAGGAAAAGGUUUUUAUGUUCGUAACACAUCUCCUAAAGUCUCAGCUGCUAAAGAAAAUACAUAUUAUUACAUUUGUCAUAGAAGUGGUCACUGCAAAAGUCGUGCAACAGGCAAGAGAAAUCUUAAAAUUGAAUCAAAUAAAAUGAGUGGGAAUUGUCCUUCAACUAUGAUGGUUAAAGUAUCAAAGCAUGUGAAUGUAAUAUAUUGUCCUACACAUUUUGGUCAUGAUGCAUCAACAGGACGUGAAAGGCGACAUGCAAAAGAUCAAGGAUCUCUUGAAAAAAAAGAAAGGAGAGAAGAUAGAAUUAAUGAAGGCUCAAAAUCUUCUUUACAAAAAGUUCUCGAUGAAGUUCAGCAUGGAACUGAGGAAUUUGAACGGAUUCAACAACUGACUAAAAAAGAUGUCCUAAGUAUUAAAAAAGAUCUCUGCUUACUUCCUACUGAACAGAGUCAUGAAAAUGAGGCCUUCAGUGUUAGAUUGUGGGUCGAUUCUAUGUCUCAAUUGGCAGAAAAUAAUCCUAUAAUUUUUUACAAAGAUCAAGGAGCUGCUGACAUGACAGGAUUCCUCAAUGAACAAGACUUCUGUUUGAUAAUUAUGACUAGAUUGCAACAAAAAAUGCUAACAGAAUUCUGUAACCCAAAAAUAUGCAUCGAUUCAACACAUGGAACAAAUGCUAAUGAUUAUUAUUUGACAACAAUGCUAACAGUGGAUGAAUUUGAUGUUGGAUGCCCAGUAGCUUUUUGCAUCUGUAAUAGAACCGAUAUAGAAGUUAUAAACUUUUUUUUCAAUUAUAUUAGAAGUAAAGUUGGGGUAAUUAAUACUAAUGUAUUUAUGUCUGAUGAUGCCCCUGAAUUUUAUAAUGCAUGGGAGGUUGUCAUGGGACCAACCCAACAUUACCUUUUAUGCACAUGGCUAGUUGAUAAAAACUGGAGAAAAAAUCUUGCAAAAAUAAAUUCCAGGUUUAAAAAGAUUACUGUUUACAAGACUCUUAGAGUGCUUCUAAAAGAACCUAACCUACAGUCUUUCACAGAAAUGGAGAGAAAUUUUGUUAAAUUAUUAGAGGAUGAUCCAGAUACACGAAAAUUUAAGAAAUAUUAUUCCACUUAUUAUUCUGAAAGACUUCAACUCUGGGCAUUUUGUUACCGUAGACAUUUAGGUAUACAGACCAAUAUAUAUUUAGAAUCAUUUCAUAAAGUGCUUAAGCAUAUAUAUCUGGAAGGGAAAAAAAUAAAAAGGAUUGAUAAAACAUUAAACGCUUUGAUGAAGCUCACAAAGGACAAAAUAUUUGAGAAAAUAAGUAAUAUAGCAAAAAAAGUUCCCAUUACAUUAUCAAAUGUCAAUCAAGUUGAUGUACAAAAUAGCUUAAUAUCUAGUGAAAUGAUUAUUCCAGUCAAUGGCAAUGCUGAGUGGAAUGUUACUGCUUCUCAAGAAUCAUCAUUUCAUUAUAUUGUAAGAGAAGUAACUGAACCUAUAUGCAGUACUUGCAAAUGUUCUCCACUUUAUUUAGAAUCUAUAUGUGUUCAUAAAUAUGAGUGUACUUGCUAUGACAAUCUUAUCAACUGCAAUAUAUGUGAACACAUACAGGCAUGCCUGAAAUUUAAAAACUUAAAUCCCAAACAGCCUGCAGAAUUUGUAAAUAAUGCAGAACCUUCCAAAGAGCAAAAUUCAGUUCUUGGAAAUCCUGACCUUCAGAAAGAAUGCGAUAAAAAACUAAUAUUAUUGAAGGAAGAGUUAGCAUCGACAAAAAUGUCGAAGAAUGCAUAUUUGAAAAUUAAUUCAUUGCUUGAUAGAUGCUUAACAUUAUGCAAAGAAAAUAAUGAAAUAAAAGCAGUAGUUUCAUCUCUGUUGUGAAAAGAUAAUCCAAAAUAUAACUUAUCUGAUAGUAUGAACUCUUCAAAGUGCCAGCAGAUAAAUAAAACUAAAUAUUGUAUGCAGAUGUUGAAACUAAAUUGCAGUGAAACUUUGGUUUCAGUGUCUUGUCAUUUAAUACAGUUAUUAAUUUGUUUUUAUAAGGAUAGUUGAUUAUGCAUAUUCUAUUAAAGUGGAAAGAAAAAUGUCAAAAUUACUUACCUUAUAAUAUGUAUUAUAAUUAAAUAUUGUGGAAAAUUUUUUAAGAAAUCCAAUGUAUUAUUUUCAAAAAAUAAUGCAUAUAAAUCAUUUUUUAUAAAUUUAGUCAUGUGGAAACUUCCAAUCCAAAAAUUGUAAUCUUUAGUAUUUAAGAUACAAGCUUUAUUAAAGUUAAUACUAUAAAAAGAAUGCUACGAUUUGCAGUUAUUAGCCAACUUUUUAUUAUUAUAUUUACAUUAAUCUACAAAAAUCGCUAAUAGCAUUUGAUUCUUGUAUCUUUUCCAUGCUAUUCACUGUAGAAGGAAAAAUAAAUUUCCUCAGGUAACCGACAGAUCCCUCUUUUCAUAAUCAUAAUUUUCAAACAAAAUAAUGUUUGAAUGAUUUAAUGUAGAUGUGAUUUCCCUAAUUAAGAAAUUGAUUAUGAUAACUAUAUAAUUGUUUUUAAUCAUAAUUUAUUGUUCCAUUUUAAAUUUA